Coffea arabica (coffee) is the source of this 2604-nucleotide messenger RNA. RefSeq lists its product as uncharacterized. The record is from RefSeq and is a predicted model, not a curated record. NCBI's taxonomy places the organism in Eukaryota, Viridiplantae, Streptophyta, Magnoliopsida, Gentianales, Rubiaceae.
UAAAUUGGGAGGACAAAUUAUUGUAGUCUGUGAAAGGAAGACUUCAGAGCUAAGAAGUCAAUUGAGAUGAGAUUAUUUCCCUCUAACUUAAAACGACUCAGAUUAGCAUGUAGUGGUAUUAUCUCGUCUGUUUUACAUGGAAGUCCCAGAAGAAUGGCAUCCGUCGGAGUAUCUGAUCGCGGCAGUGGUCUACUUGGAAGAGGAGAAGGUGGUGGCGCCACUAGUUCCACCGCUGCUAGGCAGCGUUACUAUCACUGCUACAACUGCGACCGGACGGUGAAAAUUGUUGCUACUAAUCAACUAAUCUGUCCUAAUUGCAACGGCGUCGCUCUGGAAGAAUUGGGAACUAUUCCUCCUCCACCUCCAUUACCUCUCAGGUCCACCAGCUAUUUUAAUCCCUUCUUCCCUCCCUUCCACACCGCCGGCUUUGAAUCCGACUCCGACGGGGAAUCAGAGCUCUCCUGCCCUCUACCUCCCCCGCCGCCGCCAUUCUUCGCCACCAGCACUGACCACAGUUUCAGUUUCCCCGACCUUCUCCCUCCUCCUCCGCCUCCGCCUCCGCUUCCGCCGCGAUCACUGUCAAAUCGGUCCACCGUCUCUAUAAUCUCUGGCCUCGAAAUUGAUUUUUCCGAGCCUCUUUCGCCAGACAGAGCUCACAAUUUCCCAACCCCACCGCCACCGCCACCGCCGUUGCCUCCUAUUAUCUCCGACAGGAGAGUUCAUCGACUUCCUCCUCCUCCUCCUCCACCGCCGCCGCCGCCGCCACUACCUCGACCACGACAAUCAGCAGCUCACCAUAUUUCCCACCGCCUGCCACCGCCACCUCCUGCGCCGGAACCACCCGUGUACAAUCCCACCACCGUCGCUAUGAUAUCCGGUCUCGAAAUUGAUUUCUCCGACCCUCUUCUUGCUGAGGGAGAUCAAUAUUUCUCAACCCCGCCACCGCCACCCCUUCUGUCUACCAUCAACCCGAGCUCCGCCUCCACUAGGGAAAUCCACCUAUCAUAUCCUCUCCCACCACCGCCGCCGCCGCCGCAGGUGCAAUCCAUGAACAGAUGGGAUUAUUUUUUCCCUGCGAUGCCGGAGCCGCUCGUCCAGGCCGCUCGCAUGCCUGCAAUUAGCGUGAUGGAAGUGGAGGACGAGGAUAGAACGGUGUCACUGGAUACAAAGAAGAUAACUGAAGAAAUGUUGUUGGGCUGGGAGUGUCGCUCUCAAUGCGCGGUUUGUAUAGACAACUUUGAGGUGAAUCAAGUAGUAACGCAAAUGCCUUGAAAUAUUGAUGACUAUCGGGAUCUGAUCUAUCUUGGCUAAGCAAGUUUGUAUAUCUGCUCAAAUCUUCACUUGAACGUGGAGAUUAAGGGUUUCUUUUUGGAGGGUGAUCCAAGCUUCAUUUUUCUUUUCUGCUAAAUUUUCUCUGAAUUCAGAGCGAUGUCAGAAGGCACAACUUGCCUUGUCGGACAAUGUUGGUGAUUGAAGUCCGUUUUUUGCCUGAUCAAGUCUUGGUCAAGACUUCGAUGUUUUUUGGAGCUGUAAUGCUGGUGUUACCUGUCACGGAUGUGUAGCUGGAGAUAAAUUUCACUGGCAUUGGCUAUCAUUAUUAGCUGAGAUGGUCUUUGAUGGCAAACUAAGCUCCGUUGUUAAAAUUAUCUACCAGCAGAUAAUUACUGGCAAAGUGGCAGUGCACGGCGCUAGUAGUAUGACAACCUUCAUUUGAACUGCAAGAAUAGGAGGGGAGACACAGGCCCACGCGGUUAUUGCAAAUAAACAUGGGUUAGUUGACGGGGAAAGAAGUGAGUGAGAUGGAGGGAUCCAAGGACUGAAAUGGUUUUCUUCCUUGAAUUAUUGCCAUUAGAAUUGAGAAGUUUGAAGAAGCAGCAAGCCGAGAAAAAUUUUGCCUGUGACAACUUUUCAAUUCUUUCUAACCCAAUCAAGGUUGACUUGUUACCUUGCGCAGCCACCUCAACCUCAACGAACAGGCUGCUGGAACUUUGGUCCCUUUACAGUUUGUUUCACUUUGGCGGUGGUGCUUGGGUCAUGCCGGUGAGCUUACCGAGUUGGGACGCGAGUCACUUGGGUCUUAGAAAGAGUUUUGUGUGGUGGUCUUUAGUCUUUAAGACUGGGUCUGCAUUUGGCCUCUGAUAAUUAGUGACAUUUGACAACCUGACUUUAACCUAGGUGAUGGGAAGAUCCAUCAUGUGGUUCAAAGUCGCAGUUGUGAUCGUGGCCCGGACCGUUCUCACAUGGAUAUUGUUGACCAUGUCACUCGGACUCUUCCUGUAGCCGUGUCUGGAUCUCUAUUUUGCAUUAGAAUUGCCAUGUGGGUGGGAGUACUUGGCAGCCGAGUCCAAGUAACAUAGAUAGAUUGUUGAUACCUGAUGGUAUGAUAUAUUUCAACAGUAGUGUAUAUUGGGAAAAUCCUGAUGGCUGUAUCCGGCUAAAAAGAUGAUAUGAUGGAGGUUUCUACUGGAUAAUCUCUUCUUCUCACCCGUUUGCUCUAGUUCUGUUCUACAUGGAAAAACAAAAUCCAGCCCUCUUGUUUUGCGUACGUACAGUCGUAGAUUGCCACUGCUAUUUACCUGAUCAACAGUUAAAAAAAAAAAAAAA